AUGGAGCACGCGUCGAUUCUACCCCGAAAUCUGGUCUCAAUCCUCGUGCCAAUGACCCCGCUUAAGAAAGCACCGAUCCCUCUGGUCCCUCCUUUCAAGGUGUCUGGUCGGCAUAAGCGCAGCCCGAACCCCUCGUCAGGUGCCACAUCACGCACGGUUACACCUGGUGGCACACCCCCAAAGGCCUCAGGGAACGCUACCGAGGCUCUCAAGGACGUUUCAAAACAUGGUGGGGAUGUUGCUAAGAGCAGCGCGGACGAGCCGAAGAAUGAUAUCGCUCCCGUCACCAGCAGUUCAAUUGCUAAUAAGAACAGCGAAGACCAUGGUGGUGAGCAGAAGAAGCGGACCUUCGGGCCCGGCAAGAACUUCUCCUCGUCUAAAAAGCCAAAGGUUCAAGGCGAGAACUCUUCUCAAGCCCCAUCUGGGCCUACCUCCGCGCUGCCCCCCACCGCGACCUGGGCCAGUAAGCAUCGGUCUGGAAUCUCGGGCUCUAAGGAGAAUGGCGAACAGAAGUGA
Molecule: messenger RNA, 516 nt
Organism: Colletotrichum siamense
Lineage: Eukaryota; Fungi; Ascomycota; Sordariomycetes; Glomerellales; Glomerellaceae
Exons: 3
Coding region: 1-516 (171 amino acids)
Source: RefSeq, a predicted model, not a curated record